This is a messenger RNA of Dujonia railenensis, 1698 nucleotides long. The record is from the annotation of a GenBank genome assembly. NCBI's taxonomy places the organism in Eukaryota, Fungi, Ascomycota, Pichiomycetes, Serinales, Debaryomycetaceae.
AUGAGUGAUUCUGACUCUAUAUCGAGUGGUAAGGAACAAAGGUCUUAUACAGGAGACAACAAUCGUUCUACUCUUCAAAGAAUAGCAACGUCUCAGUCUGCAAUUCAUAAAAUAGUUUCAGCUUUGGAAGAAGGAGCGGGAGCACUUGGCGAAUUAGAGCAACCUUAUGACGUAAAAAGGGUACGUACUCACCCUGAUAUAAAUUCUGUGCCUCAUCCUGAAGACCCUUGGAGUUACUUGGUGGACAGUGAUACCGGAUUACGUAUAGUUGAAUUUGUUGAAAAUGAUGACAAAAAUCCCAAGAAUAUUUCAAAUUCUACAAAGUGGAUAUAUACCUUUCUCUUAGGUUCAAUUUGUUUUGUCGUUGCGCUCGGUUCUGCUAUCGUCACAGGUGAUUUGGAGCGUCCUAGAGAAUAUCUUGGUGUUUCAGAAGAAGUUAUAAUUUUAGCAUCUGUCACUAUGUUUGUGCUAGGAUUCGGUUUGGGGCCGUGCAUCUUUGCCCCCUUAUCUGAAGAAAUUGGUAGAAAGGCUGUGUAUGCGUCUACGUUACUAAUAGCACUUGUAUUUAUUGUUCCUUGUGCCUUGGCUAAGAAUAUUGAAACUUUAUUGAUUUGUAGAUUGAUUGAUGGUAUCGCCUUUUCUGCACCAAUGACUUUGAUCGGAGGUUCUUUGGCAGACAUAUGGCAUGCUGAUCAAAGAGGACAGGCAAUGGCAGUCUUUUCUGCGGCUCCAUUUUUAGGGCCAGUCAUGGGUCCCAUCUUUGGAGGGUUGCUAGCUGAUAACUCAAGUACUUGGAGAUGGACUUACUGGACCUUUUUAAUCAUCGCUUCAUUCUUCUACAUUGUGUUCAUAUUAGUUAUCCCAGAAACUCAUGCUAAUACUAUUUUAAAGAAAAGAUCUAAGUAUUUGAGAAAAUUAACUGGUGAUGAAUCAUACUCUACCUUAAGUGAGUUGAAAGUUAGAUCUCUAGCACAGAUAGCAGAAGAGUCUUGUUUGAGACCAUUCAUUUUAUUAAAAGAAUUGAUCGUCACCUUAAUUACAUUGUACAUGUCUGUUAUCUACGGUUUGUUGUACAUGUUUUUCUUUGCUUUCCCUAUUGUUUACAUGGAAGGUAAAGGCUGGUCUGCUUCGAAGACGGGGAUUAUGUUUAUUCCUAUUGGUGUUGGUGUUAUAUUUUCAACAGUAGUUGCACCAUUCAUUAACAAAGAUUAUAAUAGAAGAGCUCAAGUAUACAUUGAAAGAGGUGAACUUCCGCCUGCAGAACUAAGGUUGAUCCCAAUGAUGAUUGGGUGUUGGUUCAUUCCAAGUGGUUUAUUUGCAUUUGCAUGGUCUUCUUACCCAAGUGUUUCAUGGGCAGGACCUUGUUUCAGUGGAUUCGCAGUUGGCUUUGGGUUCUGUACUUUAUAUAAUCCGGCAAAUAAUUACCUUGUUGAUUCCUAUCAACAUUAUGCAGCUUCAGCCCUAGCUGCUAAAACUUUAGUGAGGUCCAUAUGGGGUGCAUGUGUGCCUUUAUUUACCAUUCAAAUGUACCAUAAAUUGGGGUAUGAAUGGGCAACAACUUUAAUGGCAUUUAUUGCAUUGGCUUGUUGUGGUAUUCCUUUCUUGUUCUUUGUAUACGGUGCUAGGAUUAGAACAUUUUCAAAGUAUGCUUAUUCGCCUGAAAUGGAUAUGAAGAGAGAUGUCGAAAAUCAGAAGUAG